AUGUUCCGAAACGAUAUGGAAGAGAAUGCGACCAACGUUGUUAAGAUUUCAGACAUCGGUCAAGACGUUUUCGAAGAGAUAUUACGUUAUAUUUAUUGCGGAAAGGUGAAAAAUUUGGAGAAAUUGGUUUACGAAAUACUGCCCGAAGCGAAUAAGUACGACUUGAAACAACUAAUGGUUUUGUGUGAAAAAAUGUUGGCGGAGCAAUUAUCUAAGGAUAACGCGAUCAAGAUUUUGAUACUGGCUCAUACUCAUGAUGCAGUUUGGUUGAAGACGGAAGCUCUCGAAUUCAUCAAGUUGCAUGCACGUUCGGCGGAUGUGAAGGGCUCUGAAAUUUGGAACGUUCUUACCUCGUUUCAUCCUGAUUUGAUGGCGGAGAUGCUUACUGUACUUCUUGACAAGUGA
Planococcus citri (citrus mealybug) is the source of this 405-nucleotide messenger RNA. Its product is annotated as speckle-type POZ protein B-like. Gene Ontology annotation, cellular component: cytoplasm. Gene Ontology annotation, biological process: regulation of proteolysis; proteasome-mediated ubiquitin-dependent protein catabolic process. The transcript has a single exon. NCBI's taxonomy places the organism in Eukaryota, Metazoa, Arthropoda, Insecta, Hemiptera, Pseudococcidae. Gene Ontology annotation, molecular function: ubiquitin protein ligase binding. The record is from RefSeq and is a predicted model, not a curated record. The coding region runs from base 1 to 405 and encodes 134 amino acids.